UAUGUGUAUUUCCAAACCUUUGGAUCCGGCUCUUGUUGCUCUAGUAUCCGCCAGACUCUUCUCGUUCUCUGUGCAUUGUAGUUCUUGAUACCACUUGAACGAGUCGCGCCCCAGUUACGCCUGUUAUCUAUCCCCAAAAGACACGCCUGCAAACCGCAAGCCUUGCCCAUUCCUAUUGCUGGUAUCAAGGCCUUUCGCCGUCAAUCAGCCCAGAGUCUGACCACUCAACAUUAGCAAUCAGAAGACCAAGAAGCGGUCGCGUUGUAUCACGGUCACACCCAGAGCCAUGGCCUUGACAUACAAGCAAUCACAGCUCGUCAAGAGCACGAUUCCCGCUCUCCGCGAGCAUGGCGAGACCAUCACAUCCAUCUUUUAUGCCAACAUGCUCCGUGCCCACCCGGAGCUUCACGACCACUUCAACAAGGUCAACCAGGCCAACGGCCGCCAGCCUCGUGCCCUGACGGGCGUCAUCCUCGCCUUUGCCGCCAACCUCAACCACAUCAGCGAGCUCAUCCCCAAGCUCGAGCGCAUGUGCAACAAGCACUGCUCCCUCGGCAUCCAACCCGAACACUACGACAUUGUCGGCAAGUACCUCAUCCAGGCCUUCGGCCAGGUCCUCGGCCCGGCCAUGACCCCCGAGAUCCGCGAGGCCUGGACAAAGGCCUACUGGCUCCUCGCCAAGAUGCUCAUCGGCCGCGAGGCCCAGAUGUACCGCGAGUUCAACGAAGACAAGUGGUCCGGGUGGCGCAAGUUCCGCAUCGAGCGCAAGGUCGCCGAGACGGACGACAUCUUCUCCUUCUACUUGGUCCCCGUCGACGGCAAGCGGCUGCCCGACUUCUACCCGGGCCAGUACACCUCCAUCCGCACCACGAUCCCUUCCCUGGGCCACCUGCAGUCACGGCAGUACUCGCUCAGCGACGCGCCACGGCCCGACUACUACCGCAUCACCGUCAAGCGCGACCGCGGCGUCAAGGUCGGCAAGGGCAGCGCCGUCUUCAACCUCAACCCGGGCGUCCUCUCCAACCACCUCAUCGACGACAAGAGGCCCGGGGACAUCGUCGAGCUGACGCACCCGACCGGCGACUUCUUCUUCGACACCCACGCCGCCGGCACGCUCCCCGUCGUCCUCAUCUCCGCCGGCGUCGGCGUCACCCCGCUCAUGUCCAUCUGCAACACCGUCGUCGAGCGCCAGGCCGUCCGCCCCAUCUCCUGGGUGCACUGCUCGGCCCGCGCCGCCCCCUUCGAGGAGCACAUCCGCAAGAUCGCCUACAGCCGCGCGAGCUUCACCACCAGAUUCUUCCGCUCGCAGAUUGCUGAUGUGGAGGACGACGACUCGCUCUCCUCGUCGAGCGACUUUGGCCUCCGCAUGGACCUCACCCGCAUCGACCCUGCCGAGCUCUACCUCGGCCACGGCGGCGCCGAGUACUACAUUUGCGGGCCCGAGAUCUUCAUGGCCGAAAUGUCCCAGUACCUCUUAAACCAGGGCGUCGACCCAGCGAGGGUCAAGUUUGAAAGGUUUUCUACUGGAGACCUAGCAGCACAGACAUGAUGCCCUCCCUGGGUAGAGCGCAAGGGGCGGUUCAAGUCUUGACGACAUUGGUAUGGGCGAGUGUUUUACUCAGAUCAGGGUUAAGGUUACUCGAGGAUAUGAUGGCCAUUGUUGGCAUAUACAAAAAGGGUCUACGGAGUUAUUAGGAUGGCACCGUAUCAGAAGGGCUUGAGGAGUUAUUUGGGUGUGUAUCGAAUGCAAUGACCUCGACGUCUCGGUUCAGGCGCAAUUGUUUGCCUCACAAGCAGUGAGUUGGUCGUUGACAUCCAAGACAAC
Colletotrichum destructivum is the source of this 1825-nucleotide messenger RNA. Its product is annotated as Putative oxidoreductase FAD/NAD(P)-binding, Globin-like superfamily. Gene Ontology annotation, molecular function: FAD binding; nitric oxide dioxygenase [NAD(P)H] activity; oxygen binding. The transcript has a single exon. Lineage: Eukaryota; Fungi; Ascomycota; Sordariomycetes; Glomerellales; Glomerellaceae. Gene Ontology annotation, cellular component: intracellular anatomical structure. Gene Ontology annotation, biological process: cellular response to nitrosative stress; nitric oxide catabolic process. The coding region runs from base 287 to 1549 and encodes 420 amino acids. The record is from RefSeq and is a predicted model, not a curated record.